GUCGGAGACGUUUUUUUUUAAUUUUGUAUAUACGUUUAGAAAAAAAAUUGGAUCUUUGACGAAUCGCCGGCGACGGCUAUGGAAGAGCUUAUGGGUGAAGGAGAGAAACGGCCGAUUCUUACCAUUGUGUUCAUCGUCGCUAUGCAAAAGGAAGCUCAGCCUCUGAUCAAUAGAUUACGGCUUGUUGAAGAAGUUAAUACGCCGUUUCCAAAAGAGGUGACUUGGGUUCUGUUUAAAGGAAUGUAUAAAGAUUUGAGCAUUAAUAUUGUGUGUCCAGGAAAGGAUUCAACUUUAGGGGUAGAGAGUGUUGGCACGGUUCCUGCAUCUCUCGUGACUUAUGCUUCCAUUCUAGCAAUUCAACCAGACUUGAUUAUUAAUGCGGGAACUGCUGGUGGCUUUAGGGUACAUAUAUUACAAGCCAAAGGAGCAUGUAUUAGCGAUGUUUAUGUUGUCUCCACUGUUGCUUUCCAUGACAGAAGGAUACCCGUUCCUGUCCUUGAUCUAUAUGGUGUUGGUAUGCGGAAAGCCUUCCCAACACCCAACCUUAUAAAGGAGCUCAACCUAAAGGUGGGAAGAUUAUCCACUGGCGAUUCUAUGGAUAUGUCUCCACAUGAUGAAGAAUCCAUCACAGCAAAUGAUGCAACAGUUAAAGACAUGGAGGGAGCAGCAGUGGCCUAUGUGGCUGAUAUCUUUAAGGUGCCUACGAUUCUAAUAAAAGGGGUGACUGAUAUUGUGGAUGGAAAUAGACCAACUUCUGAAGAAUUUUUGGAGAACUUAGCUGCAGUCACUGCCAAACUUGAUGAGUCACUUACCAAAGUGAUUGACUUCAUCAGUGGGAAGUGUCUCUCAGACCUCUGACAAGUCAUACAUUUUUAUCCUGGUAGCUUUUCUAUAAUCAGAACCGUAUGUUUCAUCGAUAAGGUUGACGUAUGUGCAUUGGGAGAAGAAAGGAUAUGAAGAUUCAAGCAAGGGGCAUAGAUAGGGAAUAGGUCUGAGUAGAAAUUUCAUUUUAACUCUUCACCUUUCCUCAUUUGUUCUUCUAUUUUUUGCUGUCUUUCGUAUGAUGAUCCAUCAUGCAUGUAGAAACUCAGCAAAUUUUGAUACUCAACAACCGAAUCAGAAAUUUUUAGCCAUAAGAGCAGGAAAAAGAAAUCUCAUCGACCUUUCAUUUACUCU
This is a messenger RNA of Camelina sativa (false flax), 1176 nucleotides long. RefSeq names its product 5'-methylthioadenosine/S-adenosylhomocysteine nucleosidase. NCBI's taxonomy places the organism in Eukaryota, Viridiplantae, Streptophyta, Magnoliopsida, Brassicales, Brassicaceae. Gene Ontology annotation, biological process: nucleoside metabolic process. Gene Ontology annotation, molecular function: methylthioadenosine nucleosidase activity. The record is from RefSeq and is a predicted model, not a curated record.